Messenger RNA from Rangifer tarandus platyrhynchus (Svalbard reindeer), 246 nucleotides. The record is from the annotation of a GenBank genome assembly. Lineage: Eukaryota; Metazoa; Chordata; Mammalia; Artiodactyla; Cervidae.
AUGACCGGGUCCACUUCAAGGGAGAGACUCUGGGAGGUGUUUCGGAAAGCCUGCGCUUUGGGGGGCGCAUCGUUGCUGGGGGGCGGGGGGCGGGUGCUUCUGGGGGAGGGAGCUUGCGGGAGGUUAGGGUCCACCUGGAACGGGAUGAUAAAGUUAAGGACCCGGCGUAUCGACUUCGCCUCGCCUCCCCCACCGCCUGCCCUCCUCCGCCGAGAUGCGGGCGGCUCAGACUUUUUACAGAAGUAG